AUGGCUCCCUGGUUGAGUCGUCGUGGGUCCCAACCCAACAACAGCAGCAACCUCUCUAAUAGUGACCUCAUUACCCGAAUUCAUAAUACGGCUUUGCAUACGCCAACGACUUUGCCAGCGCUUUACUCAAACAACUUACAGGCAGCCUCUAACGGCAAUCGCUUCGAGCUCUCCUUCUCCAAUAACAACAACGGCGAUUCAAGCUCCGACGAAUCCGACUUGCAUCCCUCGAGACCUUCUUCCUCCAGGCCUCAGCGACCUCCACAUACGCGCUCUAUGAGCCAGCCCUUCCCUUCCCUUUUCAGUAGCAAGAAAAAGAGGCAGAACUCGGUCGGCGCACCACCGCCUGACCUAGGCUUUGCAGAUGAUGAUGUCGUGAUGCCUCGACAAGCGCCCAAGACUCAUGCUCGAACCCCCUCGCAUAACGGAAAUGGCCCUGCAGGAAACAAAGAUUUUGCGACGGGAAAUUGUAUGACAUGCGGAUCGCUAGUACGCUGGCCAAGAGACCUCAAAGUCUUCAAAUGCACCAUCUGUACAACAGUCAACGAUUUGGAACCUCUAGGUGCAGACCAUGAUGGCUCUAAGCCGCGCAAGGACGCGAACCAUGGCCCUUCUCAAGCCAAUACACCACGAGUCGCGCAUGUCUCUAUCGAACAUACAAAGCGACUUGUCAACCAGUCGAUACAGUCCUAUCUAACCAAGAGGCUGCAUCCAAUCCCCAAACCUCCAACCGAGCCACCACCAGAGCCUCCUGUGCAGAGCAAGUUAUCGUUCAGCAGUCGGAUGCAAGCUACUGGUCGCAACUUUUCACCUAUAGAUCCGAAAAAGGGAGCUACACCUUCUUCCAAAUCCCCUGCUAUACAAGUCUCCCAUUAUACGUUUGACGAGGAGCCGAAGCUACGGACGAAUCCUGUGCGGACAAACUCUUCGCCAAUGCCGCGCUCUCUUUCUUCUUCCUAUUCAGACAGGCCGCCAGUACAGAAGAUGCUACAAGACAAUGUGCCGAGAGAAACUCGAAAACCAUCAUCAGACAUAUCUGAGAACGACCCGAAAAGGAUAUUCAAGGCCUUGGAAGAGUAUGUGGUCGCAUGUUUUGGUUCGUUCGAGUGUAUCAAUUCUUCAUUCUCGACACACCCUCGCCCUGCGGUGAGAAAUGCAAGUGAAGCAACUCGUCGCAAGCCCGCGCCACCCGAUGAACCACGGGAGCAGCGAGGGCACUGCCGCAUCCCCUCAGAAAACCAUGCUCUUCGCGAACAGCGGCAACCGCGGACCGCCCCUCCAGUAGAAGACAGCACUUUUGAUCUUGACCCCAAGAUGCUGCUUCUUGGCGAUUUCGCUGAGAAUGGAACUUGGUGGAUGGGGAACCAAGAAGAGUCACGACCUCGAAGACCUUCAGCACACCGAGUCGACCGGAGUCCCCCCAAUGCGACGGUCCACACGAAGACACCACAGCUGAACUGGGGCGACUUGAUGGCAUGGUAUACGGCAAUCGUGAGUCCUGCCAAAGGAUGGUUUGCGGUUUAUGAAGAAAUCUGUCAAGAACAGAAUUUCCAAACGCCCCCACAGCGUGAAUUGCAGUCUAUAGAACGAGAAUUGUUACAGGGGCAGGAACAUGCCAGAAGAGUUUUACUAAAGGCGACAGAGAUGCUUCUGAAACGACCCGGAAGGCCACUGAAAGAUCCCACGGAUUUACGUUUCCUCCUCGUAAUCAUUGAAAAUCCUCUCUUACACGACAACGAAAACCUGUUUCACGGAAUCAUACAGCCAGAGAACAACUCACCUUCCAGUGCUAAUUUCGCUCGAUCAAGAAUGGGCAGUGUCCCUGAAACUGGCCCCUUAUCUGGACAGCAUUCUGGAAUUAUUAAGCGCAUAGUAGGACUUAUAUCCAACUCAUCACCUGAGUGCCAUAACCAAUUGAUUUCCUGGUUCGCCAGGUAUCACCCUUUUCGAUUUAUCAAAACAAAAGAGAUUGCAUCGGGCUUUCUGACAUAUCGUAUGAUACGACAAAGCGGAAAGAAACAAGAAGUCAAAGUAGAUAUCACGGCCGGACUGAUACCACAAAUGCAAGAAGGCCGCUCAGGAGCCUACCUUUACGACGAGAUCAACCGGUCGACAUCAUCGAAGAAAGCCAAGGAGCCAGAAAAGAAGAUCAUGUACGGCGAAGACUGGCAGAUCAGAGCUUCUUCCCGAGUUUUGGCGCUUCUUUUUACCGCCAACAACUUGCCGCACAAUCGAAAAAACAACGAGACUUCCUCACCUUCUCGCGAGAGGUAUACUGGCGCACAUGCUCAUGGCCAGAUACUCCCAACAAGCGACUUUUACAACUCAAUGAUUGACUACACCGACCUCGUUGCGGACUUUGAGAACUGGGAAUCUCGGAAAAGCAAAUUCACUUUCUGCCAGUAUCCGUUCCUGCUGAGUAUCUGGGCAAAAAAUCAUAUCCUGGAACAUGAUGCCCGUCGCCAAAUGCAGAGUAAAGCGCGAGAUGCCUUUUUUGAUAGUAUCAUGAGUCGGAAAGCCAUCAACCAGUUCCUCGAGUUGAACGUUCGCCGUGAUUGUCUUGUUGACGACAGUCUCAAGGCUGUCAGUGAGGUGAUUGGGAGUGGGAGCGAAGACAUCAAAAAGGGUCUCCGCAUUACCUUCAAUGGCGAGGAGGGAGUUGAUGCGGGCGGUCUGCGGAAAGAGUGGUUUCUUCUUCUUGUCAGAGAGGUUUUUAAUCCCGACCAUGGGUUGUUUCUUUAUGAUGAGGACUCGCAGUAUUGCUAUUUCAACCCAAACGCUUUCGAAACAUCGGAUCAAUUCUUCUUGAUCGGCGUUGUGAUGGGACUCGCCAUUUACAACUCGACCAUUCUUGAUGUGGCCCUGCCACCCUUUGCAUUCCGGAAACUAAUUGCUUCUGCCCCUACCCAUGGUACUGGAGCAUCGGCCCAUGCAAAGCCGCCAAUGCGAUACACAUUAGAGGAUCUUGCUGAAUACCGACCUCGACUGGCUCGAGGACUAAGGCAAUUGCUUGAAUAUGAGGGGAACGUGGAAGAGACCUUUUGUCUUGAUUUUGUUGUUGACAUGGACAAAUACGGUACCCAGGUCCAGGUUCCUCUUUGCCGAGGAGGCGAACGAAUUCCUGUCACUAACAGCAAUCGUCGAGAAUAUGUGGACCUCUAUGUGCGCCAUGUAAUUGACGUGUCUGUGACAAGGCAGUUUGAGCCCUUCAAACGAGGCUUCUAUACUGUGUGCGGAGGUAAUGCUUUGUCCCUAUUUAGACCAGAAGAGAUCGAGCUUCUAGUACGAGGCUCAGACGAAGAACUCGACAUCAACUCACUCAGGGGCGUGGCUGAGUAUGACAACUGGGGCAACAAGAAGCCGGAUGGCUCUGAGCCUGUCAUUGACUGGUUCUGGGAGACGUUCCAAGAGGCUACGUCUCAAGACCAGCGCAAGCUUCUCUCAUUCAUUACCGGCAGUGAUCGAAUUCCUGCCAUGGGUGCUGCUGUACUGCCAAUCAAAAUUUCUUGCCUGGGCGAGGACGAAGGCAGGUAUCCUAUCGCUCGAACAUGUUUCAAUAUGUUGUCUCUCUCACGGUACGCAUCCAAAGAAAGAUUGGAGAAGAUGUUAUGGACUGCUGUGCGUGAGAGUGAAGGUUUCGGAAUAAAGUAA
Molecule: messenger RNA, 3651 nt
Organism: Fusarium pseudograminearum CS3096
Lineage: Eukaryota; Fungi; Ascomycota; Sordariomycetes; Hypocreales; Nectriaceae
Exons: 3
Coding region: 1-3651 (1216 amino acids)
Biological process (GO): protein polyubiquitination
Molecular function (GO): ubiquitin protein ligase activity
Source: RefSeq, a predicted model, not a curated record